This is a messenger RNA of Cervus elaphus (red deer), 3791 nucleotides long. It is a transcript of the gene ADAP2, whose product is annotated as ArfGAP with dual PH domains 2. Gene Ontology annotation, cellular component: intracellular membrane-bounded organelle; plasma membrane. NCBI's taxonomy places the organism in Eukaryota, Metazoa, Chordata, Mammalia, Artiodactyla, Cervidae. The record is from RefSeq and is a predicted model, not a curated record. Gene Ontology annotation, molecular function: GTPase activator activity; phosphatidylinositol bisphosphate binding. Bases 142 to 1287 code for a protein of 381 amino acids. The transcript has 11 exons. Gene Ontology annotation, biological process: positive regulation of GTPase activity.
CCGGGGGCGGGGCUGGCGGCGAGGACUUGGCUGCAGGAGCUGAGGUUGCUUCCCGCUCCACCUGCGGGCGAGCGAGCUGGCCAUGGGCGGCCGCGGGCCGAGGGGCGGCCGGGCUGAGCCCUGAGCCCUCCGGGGCCGGCCAUGGGUGACCGCGAGCGCAACAAGAAGCGGCUGCUGGAGCUGCUGCAGGCGGCGGGCACCGGCAACGCGUACUGCGCAGACUGCGGGGCGGCGGAUCCCGACUGGGCCUCUUACAAGCUGGGCAUCUUUAUCUGUCUGAACUGCUCCGGAGUCCACCGCAACUUUCCAGACAUCAGCAAAGUGAAAUCCGUCAGACUUGACUUCUGGGACGACAGUAUCGUGGAGUUUAUGACCCACAAUGGGAACCUCCGAGUGAAGGCCAAGUAUGAAGCCAGAGUCCCUGCAUUCUACUACAUCCCCCAGGCCAACGACUGCAUGGUCUUAAAAGAACAGUGGAUUCGAGCUAAGUAUGAGAGACAGGAAUUUAUGGCCGAUGGGAAAACCAUCUCACACCCAGGUAACCGAGAAGGGUUCCUGUGGAAGCGGGGAAGGGAUAACGCACAGUUCCUGAAAAGGAGGUUUGUCCUCCUGGCAAGAGAAGGCCUGCUGAAGUACUACACUAAAGAAGAGGGUAAAGACCCCAAAGCUGUCAUCAGCAUCAAGGACUUGAAUGCCACCUUCCAGACAGAGAAGAUUGGGAACCCCCACGGGCUGCAGAUCACCUACCGGAGAGACGGCCACGUUCGGAACUUGUUUGUGUACCACGAGAAUGGGAAGGAGAUAGUGGACUGGUUCAACGCCCUCCGUGCAGCCCGUCUCCAAUACCUUAAAAUGGCCCUUCCUGAGCUCCCAGAGUCUGAGCUUGUGCCCCUCAUCACCAGGAACUAUCUCAAACAAGGCUUCAUGGAAAAGACUGGUCCAAAGCAGAGAGAACCUUUCAAGAAAAGGUGGUUUGCUCUGGAUCCCCAGGAGCGCAGGCUGCUUUAUUACAAGAACCCGCUGGAUGCCUUCGAGCUGGGCCAGGUGUUUCUCGGGAGCAACGAACAGGGGUACCAGGUGUUCGAAGACCUGCCCAAGGGCAUCCGAGGGAACCGCUGGAAAGCUGGCCUCACCAUCGUCACCCCGCAUCGAAGGUUUGUCUUCACCUGCCCCAGCGAGAAGGAGCAGCGUGAAUGGCUGGAGAGUUUUCGGGAGGUCCUCUCCAGCCCUUUGACGCCCCUCAACCUCCUUGCUCUGUCAACGGAGAGUGACUGCAGCCACAGGUGACCCACUGGCCACCCAGCGCACCUGGUGGAAAGGAGAAGUUACCACUUCGGCCUUGGGGGCCCUGCAGGAGUGCCCCCCACCCCCAGUCGGCAGCUGUCACGGGCAGUGAACUCUGCCAAGACCAGAGCUUUGGCCUUUACCUGCCGGCUCCCUGGGCCUCCCUGCUGCCCUAGGGGUCUGGGGAGCUGGUAAAUGUCCUCGGGGCUCAGGGCACCGGAAAUGAAGGCACUGCAAUGGGAAGACACCCGUGGCAUCAGCCAAGCUUGCUGGAAAAACAGAAAACGACAAAAAGUUUAAUCUGAAUCCAACCAUGAGGAAACAAUCAGACAAGUCCACAUUAGAGAAAUUCUGGAAAACGACUGGCUAGACACUUCAAGACUGCCAGUAUCAUGAAAGAUCCAGUAGUCUGGAGACUGUUCUACAUUAGAUAAGACUAAAGAGACAUAGCCACAAAAUGCAAUUCAUGAUUCUUGAUUAGAUCUUGGAUUUAAAAGAAACAGUUUUUGAGAUGUAAUCAAGAUAACUGGGAAAGUUCCAAUAUGGAUGUAUAUUAGCUAGUAGUAUUGUAAGAUUGUGAUAUUGUGCUGUAUUUGUGUAAGAGGAUGCUCUUGUUUUUAGGGAUACAUUCUGAAGUGUUCAGGGAUAAAAUAUAAUAUGUCUACAACUGACUUAAAUGGUUCAGCAAAAUAUAAAUGUAUCUGUACAUACAGAGUAUCUACUUAGAUAUACUGUGUGUAUUUAUGAAAAAGAAGGUCUGUGUACACACACACUCGGGGAGAGAGAGAAAGUGGACCACUGUGCAAAAUGUUAGCAACUUCAUCUAGAUGAAGUAUACCUGGAUGCUUAUUGUCCAAUUCAUGAAAAUUUCCUAUAGGCCUGAAAGUUUUCGAAUUUAAAAGUUGGGGGGAAAUUACUUUAAAAGUAUCCACUUUUCACUCUUCAAAAGUAGUGGGUUUUCCCCAUGAAUUGAAAAUGUUCCUGGGAGACUUCUACCUUUGUGCACAUCUUAGAAAAUAUAAAAGUAUAGCUAAUACAAAAGAACAAACAACCCCCUCCCCCCAAAGCACAGUGUUCCCAUCUACACACUCUGGGAGGAAAGAAGGAGGGCAGGAUGACAACUCAGCUGGACCCCAGGGAGAGAGCUAUCCAGCCUGAGUACCGUGUCUGGCCCUGCCACUAAUGCAUGUGUGUGUGCUCAGUCGCGUCCGACUCUUUGUGACCCCGUGGACUGUAUCCCCCCAGGCUCCUCCGUCCAUGGGAUUUUCCAGGCAAGAAUACUGGUUGCUAAUGAGACUGUUGGAAAACUCACUUUCCCAACUCUCUGCCUUGGUUUUUCUGUUUCAAAUGAGGAAGUUGUAGCAACUGCUGAACUUUUGGAAGCAACAGCUAUUUCUGAGCACCUCCCAGGUGCCAGACUCUGCUCGGGCAGGAACCCGAUGACGUGGUCCCCGCUGUCACAGAUUUCAGCCCACCGGACAACAGCCCUACCAGAGGGCAGGACAAUGAGGCAAGUGUUCAGAAAGGGGAAGUGUGGGCUGCUGCGAAGGUGUGUGGCAACAGGGUUCACCCUGAGCAGGAAGAGGGAUCCUCCUUCUUCUCCAGAAAGUGACGUCUAAGUUGAAACCUUAAACUGUUCAGAGAUUAGUCAAAGGGAAGAGGGCCAGGAAAACACUCUAGGGUAAGGGAGGAAAAUGUUCAAAGGCUCCCAGAUGGGCAAGAGGAACAGAAAGAAAUCGCGGGUGGCUGCAAUGUUAGAGAAAUAGGUCUAGGCUCUAUGAUUCUUUAUUCCUUUGAGUGACGUGCAGAAAGACAUUGUUUUCAUUUCAGUGGAGACCCAGAGGGUUGGGAGAGUCUUUAAGAGAGUCUCUGGUUUUUCAUGGGAUUUUCCUUUGAUCCACCGAUCAGAGGACGAGCAACAUCAUCAAGCUGUCUUUCCUGAGGCUUCCUGACUGCCCGGAUGAAGACAUGGUUGCUUCCUCUUCUGGCUCCUAAAGCACCUUGAAAUUGUCUGUUUCAGCACCUGCUGGGCUGUAUGUAUAUUAAGGGUCAUGUUACUUGCCUGCCUUUUUUUUUUUAACCACUCUGUUACACUCUGCUAAGUUCUGAGAAUGAGAGAAUCAAUAAAGGAACUUGUGGUCCAGAGAGGAAGAAAGAGAAGAAAACAGGCAAUUUGGGAUUCUUAGGAGCCCCUCGGAGGGGCCGAGGACAGAUAUAAGAGAUGGAGACUUCCUUGGUGGUCCAGUGGUUAAGAAUCGCCUGCCAGUGCAGAGGACAUGGUUCGAUCUCUGGUCUGGGAAGAUUCCACAUGCCACAGGGCAACUAAGCCCACUUGCCGCAACUAAGACCUAAUGCAGCCAAGUAAAUAAAUAUUUAAAAAAGAACACUUUAUUCAAGAUGGUGGGACACAGGUACACCCAUGGCUGAUUCAUGUCGAUGUAUGGCAAAAACCACCACAAUAUUGUAAAGUAAUUAGCCUCCAAUUAAAAUAAAUAAAUUAAUUUUUU